AUGGAUCCUCGAUGUUUGCGACAGCCAGGAAAGUCAUCUCCCAGAAUGGCAUAUUGGGGCUCUAUCGCGGCUACUCCAUGGGCGCCACUCGAGAAGGCAUAUUCUGCAGCUCGUACAUUGCCAUCAACCCUUCGAUCAAGACUUGGCUGCUGCAAAAGCGACCUGCAUCUUGGCACAACUGUUGGAGGUGCUAAUAAAUCACAAUACCAAUAA
Symbiodinium sp. CCMP2592 is the source of this 213-nucleotide messenger RNA. Lineage: Eukaryota; Dinophyceae; Suessiales; Symbiodiniaceae. The record is from the annotation of a GenBank genome assembly.